Chaetura pelagica (chimney swift) is the source of this 834-nucleotide messenger RNA. Its product is annotated as lysophosphatidic acid receptor 1-like. Gene Ontology annotation, molecular function: G protein-coupled receptor activity. The transcript has a single exon. The record is from RefSeq and is a predicted model, not a curated record. Lineage: Eukaryota; Metazoa; Chordata; Aves; Apodiformes; Apodidae. Gene Ontology annotation, biological process: G protein-coupled receptor signaling pathway. The coding region runs from base 1 to 834 and encodes 277 amino acids. Gene Ontology annotation, cellular component: membrane.
AUGGCGACAAAGGACCUGCACAAGCCUAUCUCUAUCCUCUUCUGCAAUUUGGCUUUUUCUGAUCUCUUCACCAGCUUUUCAGGCUUUUGGAUUUCGAUGCUGUUCAUCACCAAUCCUGACAUUACAAUCUUUGGAUCCAAGGAUAUGCUUGCACCUUAUGCCUUAUAUACUACAUCUAUUUUAUCCACUAUCUAUAACUUGGUGAGCAUUGGAAUUGAACGCUACCUGGCUGUGGCUGAAAGCAUGAGGACAAGAUUCAGGAUUGCUAGAAGCCACUCCAUAGCUGUGGUUUUAAUUAACUGGGUCCUUGCUUUUUUGUUGGGCUGCUUGCCUUUGAUGGGGUGGAACUGCUUGCACGUGGAAGAAAAUCUUUCUGUCCUGUACAGCCCAUUUUGUGUCAACUACCUCAUCUUCAUUGCCAUUCCCAAUGUCGUGGUGGCUUUUAUUAUACCUCUGUUCACUUACCUUAGAAUCAUUAUCAUCCUGAGGAAAAGAAAGCUGAGAAUGAAGGCGUGUGGACAAGCCACCAGCACCUACAAAUCAGCUGAAAUCCAGGUGGCCAGAACCAGUAUUUUUAUUUGGCUCCUGGCAUUGAUCUCCUACGCUCCUUUUUUCGCAGGAGUCAUAUUUGAUGCCACCAACCAUCGGUGCCAGACUGACCUUUACCCAGGCGUCUACAUCUUUCGGAACUGCACAGCAAUGCUGAUAACCAUGAACUGCUUGGGGAACCCCAUCAUAUACACCCUGAAAGCCAAAACUCUGGGAGCUAAACUCAAAGCCCUGACUUGCCUCACCACCGACCGCAUCCGAGCCUGCACCAUCGAGAACGUCUAG